This is a messenger RNA of Linum tenue, 1581 nucleotides long. The record is from the annotation of a GenBank genome assembly. Lineage: Eukaryota; Viridiplantae; Streptophyta; Magnoliopsida; Malpighiales; Linaceae.
ACAAACUUUCUCCUUCCAAUCCAUCCAACGAAAGAUCCAAUUCUAAGCAGCUGCCCCUCUCUCUCUCUCUAUGUAUCUGCCUGUAAGCUGUAAGCAAUAAAACUUUUUCCUUUCUCCCAAAAAAAACUCCCAAAUCAUCUCUCUCUCUCUCUCUCUUCCUCUGCUCUUCUCCCCCCUUUUCCGUUUUCCUUUUCUCCCCCUCCCUCUCCCUAAAAAAUGUCGACUCCCCUGCCAUCCACAAUGGCUUCCAUAAUCAUCUUCUCCGUCUCCCUCCUCCUCAUCCUCUCACUCUCACUCUCACCCGCCGCCGCCGGCAGCGGCAUGUCGGCGUCGCUCCAGAAGCUCCUCCACAGCCAGGGGCUCCCCGGAGGACUGUUCCCCGACAAUGUCAAAUCGUUCGAUCUCGAUUCCACCGGCCGGCUCGAGGUCGAGCUCGACGGCCCCUGUUUGGCCAAGUUCGAAAACAGAGUGUUCUUCGAGAGCGUGCUGCGGGCCAAUCUCAGCUUCGGCGGGCUCAUCGGAAUGGAAGGGUUAACUCAGGAGGAGCUCUUCCUUUGGUUCCCCGUCAAAGGGAUCUUCGUCAGCGAUCCGGCGUCGGGGGUUAUCCUGCUAGAUAUUGGCCUCGCUCGUAAGCAGCUCUCUGUUUCUCUGUUCGAAGAUCCGCCUUCUUGCAAGGCUCAACAAGGUGAGUUGUUGAAGGAUUCCACAGCAAUGGUGGGAUUUGCAGCUGAGAGAUGAGAAAAAAAAAGGUUUAAACUUUCAUAUAGUGAAGGACAGAGAGAGACAAAGAGAAUUUUCAAGUUUCCUUCCCUCCACCGGUUUUGAUUUUUCUUCUUCUUCUUCUUCCAGUCUUUCUGGGUUUUCUUUAUGUUCUUCAUCUUCUUUUAACCUUUUCCUUUUCUUUCAUUUUUGUUUCUCUUGCUUUUGUUUGAAUCAAAGUUUUGAGUGGGGGAAUAGAGGGUAGUGAUAGAAAUUGUACAAAUGUUGGUAGUGGACUUCUGGUGGGUUGGGGGAAAAUGGAGGGAGGGCUUAAGGAUUCUUGAAUUCUCUUGUUGAUAAACAUUUUGAAUUUUUAGUUUAUAGAGUUCCAAAAGAUCUUCUGUGUUUGGAUGGAUGAUGAUUGUCUUCCUUAAAUUUCAUCUAUACUUGCAAUUAGGGGAGCAAUUAGUGGGGGGGAAGAUGGAGUGAUUAGAAGCUAAAAAUGAGUAAAUUAUGGUCUUAAUUGAAGUGACCAAUUUUCAGACCAGUUCUGUGAAUGCCAAGUUAAAGCCACUUCUGGUAAGUAGUAAGGUUGUUAGCUGCUAAAAUUGUUUAGGGUAAGUAGCUAGUGGAGAGCCCAUCUUUUUAUAGGAAAAAGCCUGAUAUUGCUACUAGCCUACCACCACAAUGCCACAGAUUCUACUCCUUUUAGAGUUUAUGAGGCAGAGCCAUGAUUGGAGUUCUUUCACUUGAAAAAAAGCCGGAUUCCAUGGAUGAUUUCCAGCAAGUUGUCGACUGUCUUCUGAACUCUGAAUCUCUUCCCUUUUUCGCUCUAUACUCUACUCCACAACAAACUUCUCAGUUACUGGAUUAGCUCGGGGG